AUGGGCGGACGGCCGCUCUGGCAGGCCGAGAUCGGGCGCAUCAUCGCGAGGACAGAGGAAAACCUCCGCGCGCCGAGGACCGGCCCUCCGCUCUACAAGGUGCCGCGGGUUGCCGAGGCGGCCUUCACCGCGCCGCUGCUGCACGCCUCAUUCAUGACGUCGGCGGCCUCCGCUGAGGAGCGCCGCACGACUGCGCCAGCGGCGACGGUGCCAAUCGAACCCUCGCCGCCGCCGAGCGCGUCGGUGAUCGCCGCCCUCACCUCGGGACUCUCGGGCGAGGCUCGGACGGUGGCCACGAGGCUGCUCGAGCACACACGCGCAGACAUCGACCUGCGCAGCAACCUAGCGGGCCGGCACGCGCAGGCGCUCCGCGAGGAGCUGGCGCACGGACUGCACGAGGCGGAGCGGCGGUGGGUCGACCUUGCGAAGGAGAUCGAGGCGACGGUGAGUGGCGCAAUCGAGGCGGAGAGGCAGCUGCGGGCGGGCGGGGAGGAGAAGACGACGCGGCUGGAGGCGUCGGUCGCCGCGACGCGCAAGGAGCUGCUCGGGCUGAUCGGGGACGGGCAGGCUGAGCUCGUCGAGCAGGGCGGCGUGCUGCGGCAGGUCGAGCAGGAGAGCGAGCUGGGCUGGGGGCAGGGGUCCCGCUGCGAGGAGGAGGGGGCCUUCACAGCCUCCGGGUGUGAACAGGAGCUGCUCGCCUUCAAGGCGGAGACGGAGGUGGCGCUCGCCGAGGAGGGGAAGCGGCUCUCCGCGCUAGCCGAGCGGCAGCGCGUCGUCGCCGGGGAGCUCCGACUCGGCGGCGGCAGGCGAGACAAUCGGCCGGCUGCCG
Emiliania huxleyi CCMP1516 is the source of this 829-nucleotide messenger RNA. RefSeq lists its product as hypothetical. Lineage: Eukaryota; Haptophyta; Isochrysidales; Noelaerhabdaceae. The transcript has a single exon. The annotation marks the transcript as partial. The record is from RefSeq and is a predicted model, not a curated record.